This is a messenger RNA of Cavia porcellus (domestic guinea pig), 3744 nucleotides long. RefSeq names its product leucine rich repeat containing 53 (gene Lrrc53). Lineage: Eukaryota; Metazoa; Chordata; Mammalia; Rodentia; Caviidae. Gene Ontology annotation, molecular function: protein binding. The record is from RefSeq and is a predicted model, not a curated record. Gene Ontology annotation, cellular component: plasma membrane.
AUGCACCAGCUGGUGGCAGCCUGCCCUCCGCCUUGUGUGGUGUGCACCCAAGAUGUAACCCUGUGUCAUCAACUGUCCUAUAUCUUAGCAGCCCCCACGACCACGAGGGUUUUGAUCGUCACUGACGGACGCCUCUCCUCUAUCGAGCAUGCAAAUCUGUCUCUCUUAUCUGAUCUGACUUUGCUCUCCCUGAGCAGAAACGCCAUCGAGGGCGUCCAACACGACGCCCUGCACGGGCUGACCAAGCUGCGGACGUUGCUGCUGGGGCAGAACCGCAUCUCCAGCUCCGCCCUGGCUGACCACACCUUCAGCGGGCUGCACAGCCUGCAGGUGCUGGUGCUGAGCAACAACGCUCUGCACACCUUGCGAGGGGCCUGGUUCCGAAACACCGGGGCCCUGACCAGGCUCCAGGUGGAUGGCAAUCAGAUCAGGAAUCUCACAGCCAGUUCUUUUGGAGGCACGGAUCUGCACAGACUCAGGCAUCUGGAUCUGUCUAACAAUUUCAUCUCCUACAUUGAGAAAGAUGCUUUCCGGCCCCUGCCCCAACUCCAGGAAGUGGACCUUUCUCGAAACAGGUUGACCCACGUGCCAGAUGUUUUUACUCCGCUAAAGCAGCUGAGUCUUCUGAACUUAGAUAAGAACAGGUGGAGCUGCACUUGUGACCUGCAGCCACUGGCCCACUUUUUAAGAAACUACAUUAAGUCUUCCGCUCACACACUGAGAAACACUGUGGACAUACACUGCCAGCGGUCGUUUCCAUCUGCGGCCAUCAAGAGUGUGCUGAGGCUGUCUGAGACCAACUGCGAUUCCAAGGCUCCCAACCUCACGCUGGUUCUAAAGGACAGGCGUCCCCUCCCGCCAGGGCCGGAUGGGACCCUGCUGACCGUGUUGGGCUUUGCAGGAGCUGUUGUCCUCACUUGUCUAGGUUUAGUUGCAUUUAACUGGAAACUCCGACAAGGCAAAGCAAAUGAACACACAUCAGAAAACCAUUGUUGCAGAACCUUCAAUGAAUCCCUGUGUGGUCAUGAGGCAAGAAAUCACCACGCUAAAGGAUACUGUAACUGCCACUUAACUCAGGAAAACGAGAUACAGGUCACGUCCAUCGUGGGGCUGGGAAAGGAAAUGCCACUUCUGCGGGAAAACAGCCAUCAAGCAGCAUUGGCCUCUGAGUCCACAGCCCUUGACAAAUCAUUCCGAAACCCGAAAGGGAAAGACCAUGGGGGAGACGGUGCUUUCCUCUGCCUGGAUAGCAGAUUGCUGCAGUCAGGAUGCUCAGAGCCUCCUGGAAAAAGGGCAGCUUUUCCUGAUGCAGGUUUAAUUACCAGAUACUGUCCAAAGAGCAUUGAAAAGCUGAGGAGUCUUCAGCAUGGAGAAGGCCAAUCUCAAACACUGCCGGGGCUUCUUAGGAGAACAACAGAUAUCGGCAGUGACACAUUUAGAAGAAGAUAUGCAAUAUCCGCUUCAGCUUUGGCAAGAGAAAGUCUUGAAAAGCACCUAACAAAUGAAUCGUGGCAGCCUCCAAUAGAAAAAGAAGACAAUGGCUUACAACCUCACAGGCAGAGACAUUUUAUUACAAGCUCAACAUCCAAGCCUUCUGAGGACGAGGAACACCAUAUACAAAAGACCUUAUACAAAUAUAGAUCAAAAUACGAUGAUGCUUAUAGACUCUUAAAACAGAACAAGACUCAGUAUGUUCAACCAAACAAUGGCCUUUCCUGUAAAUAUGUACUUUUUGAUCAAUUUCAAGAUUAUAGGAAAGAAAUGAAACUAAAUUGUAGUAAACCCUCCAAGUGUGAAAAAGAACAAAGCCAAAUUAAUAGUGCUAUAGAAAAGUUCCUUAAGAAUGAUGAUAACAUAGAGUUAUCGAAGUUAUCAACAAAAGUCAAGAAAACAUAUCCCCCAAAGAAGAUUAAUCUCUAUGAUCCUGAUUUAGUAGGACAAAAGAAGUUGGUUAUAAUGCCCAAAACAUCAACCCACUGGCAACCACAGGAAAGUCAUAGUAACCAACUCAUCAAGUUGGAUCUCAAAAAAUGUAGCAGCUAUGGGCACAGAAACAAAGGAGGAAAAUGGCUUUCUGAUUCACAAGUUCUGAAAAAGAAGAGAAUCAAGCAAUCAGAUCUCAAAGGCAAAACCAAAGGACAAAGUUUAAGGUUAAAAUUAAGUUCACACCCUUUUAGAAAAGUUAGAGUCCAUCCAGAAAACUCCUUACCAGAAUUCCCGAUGAAACAUAAACAAGUGUCAGUACCUCCUAAAAAAUUACCUAAAACCUCUGAGAAAAAAACUAAAGCAAACCUUGUGUCUUCUGCAGAUUUCCUUCAACAGCCAGAGAGUAGCAACUGUGUUAAACUCACUUCAAAAAGGCUGCUUUGCAAACAUGCUUCAAAGCAAACCCCAUCUUAUAGGAGAAACAGUAGAAGUGCCCCUCCUCUCGGUACUAAGAUGUCUGCAGGCAACCAGAGCUCCGUAAGGCACGACUACCACCCACCUGGUCUUUUUCCUGAUGUACAGGUGCCCAUCUUGCACCAGCCUGCAACUGGAGACGCUGAGGACAGCCUCUCACACUCUCAGUUCUCAACUGAGCCACGCAAAGGAGUAACUCAGCUUCAACAGGAAGCUCCUGGUUACUUAUCAAAUACUUUGGAAAAUGCAAGAAAUCACACUUUAUCAUCUCAACCUUCCAGUGGGAUUGGUGGCAACAGGGCAAUGGAGCCCACUGCACAGGUAGAACAAAACAAAUCAAAAGCCAGUGAGCUAAACCUAAACCAUUCUUCUCUGUCCUCAGGAAGCCAAACACAAAUACUGGGUGUGUACAAGACUGACACCUACACUGAAGAGCAUUCUUUGGAUCAAAAUCAAAUUUUACAACAUAAAGAACAAAACUCUGACUAUAAACAAGUAGAAAAUGAAACAAAAUCAUCAAUGACAAAGUCCAAAGUAUCGUAUCCACUUUUGGAAAGUUCUAUGGUGGAUCAGAAAGGGACUGAUGUAGGAACCAGUCUGCCUCUCACAAAAAUUUAUGAUUCUCCGCUCAUUUCCAAGACACAGUUCAAGAACAAUCUACCAUCUAUUAUGACAGAUUCUAUUCCAUAUCAAAAUACCAUAGAACUUCCCAAGGAAAUAGGUACUUCUCCUUUUGGUGGUCAAGCCACCUGGCAUCUAAUCAGUAGUAGUGAAAAAGACAUUGACAAACCAAAUACAUUGCCCAGAGAGGAUGAUACUGAAGACCUAGAGACAAAAAUAAUAGAAAGAGAAGAAGAAAAUAUACUUGAUGAAGGCAAGACAAAUUCUAGUACAUUAAUUUGGACCACACAAAUAACCCCGAAAGACAACACAAAAGAAAACCAGCAAACUGGGGAAAAUAAAAAAUGUGAGGAGCCUGUAUUAUGUGAUUUAAGCCCUGUUGAGGAAGCAGCUACACUUGAAGAUUUGAGUAUUGCAAGUUUCCAUGAAGCCAGAAAUGGACUACUUCAUAGUGGAACGUGCCCUGAUACUAAUAGUAAUAUGCAUGAUUUGAAAGAAACUUAAAAUAUUCAACCAGCUAAGGAUAACUGUGCACAUAGAGAUGGUACAAUGAUAAUGAAGACACAUGAAAUAAAAGACAUUCAUUUCAGGGCAUAAAAUGAGGUAUCUCUGAUUCCUAACAAAAUAAAUGAAGCUGAAAAUUCUUUUCCUAGACCUGAACUCUAUCCACCAUCUGCUGAAUAUGCUAAUACAUCACCUUUAGCAGCAGAACCCAGUGAAUAA